This is a messenger RNA of Solanum dulcamara, 691 nucleotides long. Its product is annotated as membrane magnesium transporter. Gene Ontology annotation, cellular component: early endosome; Golgi apparatus; EMC complex. The transcript has 4 exons. Bases 107 to 424 code for a protein of 105 amino acids. The record is from RefSeq and is a predicted model, not a curated record. Lineage: Eukaryota; Viridiplantae; Streptophyta; Magnoliopsida; Solanales; Solanaceae.
UGCUAAAACUUCAAAGAACGACCAGCUAAGCAGAUUUAGCUCACUUUUACUGAUCUUCGCCGUCAAAAAUCGUCUUCACCGGCCGCCGAUCUAUUCUCCGACCAAGAUGGGUGCCGGUUUCCUCGUUGGCGUCAUCGGUGUUCUAAUUCUAUCUCAUGCUACCUAUUCCACUAUCCAAUAUAGGGGUUUGCUUAAGAUUACUGAGGAGGAGUUUUCUGGACCACCCAUCGAUGUUGUAAUCGAAUUGAUAGUUAGUUUAGUGUUAUGCUUGUGGGCUGCAAUGGCUGCCCCUGGAAAUUUCAAGUCAAUCCAUCCUCAAUCUGAGGAAAACAGGGUGGUCGCUUUGCCUGCCAAUCUGGAUUUUAUGAUCUUCAAUCACCGUGGAAAAAUAUUUCCUCUGGAAACCGAGUUGAAGUUGAAGUGAUGGUCUGGACUAAUUUAGCAUUCAUGAACUCAGCUUCUAUCCUUCAGACCAGCUCCAUCUUUCGCAACUGUUCUUGGAGAGGAUUGUUUUAGACAGUUUUCCUAUUACACUAAUUCGAUUACUUGAGCAGCACUAGCCGACCUGUGGAAUGUUAAUUGUUAAAAAGCAGACGGAAAAAAAGAUAGUUUCUGCACAUUUAUAUUUUUGCAUGCUAAGACUCUAAUUUUCAGAACAUAUCUCAUAGUAUCUAUUAUCAUUUAUUAUCUA